CGGAGCAGAACGCUCUCCAUGCGUGCAUGUAUGAUCCGGCACGCGGAGCGCACACAUCACUAUAUACCAAACGUUGAGUGAAGCGGACGUGUGUUACCCUCCCAGAGUGCUGUGCAUCCCAAAAUCACAACAGUUCCUACAUUUUGUAUUUCGCUGCAGCAAGCGACCGUACUACGCAUCGCGUACGCAUACACGGCAAGUCUUACGACAGCGGCAUUAAAGCUUCCUUCACCCGGAACCUCGUGGGCGUUGCGCACCGACGAAGACGAUUCGAAUUGUGCAAAACACAACCGAGCAAAGGACAGCGAACCGCCGCAUUAGCUAUAUACACAGAACAAUAGAGCGCGCGCGCGCGCAUCAGUGUGUGUGGGUGUGUGCGUACGUGUGUUCGAAAGUGGUCGAGAAAAGACACAACUGUAGCUUAUUUUUUUUAUUUUGGUUUGUUGUUUUAUUGUUGACCGUGUGGUGACCAUCAAUACCAGUGUUGGUGUGUGUGCUUGUCGCUGUUGCUGCAUACGGAGCGAAGGCGAGAACGCCGUAAAACCGACGCAGCAAUAAAAGGAAGAAGCAAAAACCGGGUGCAAUAAAACAUACACACACAUACGACCGGCCACACAUCCCUCAGAGAAAGGCAGCGAGCAGCGCAAAGCAAUAAUAAUGGUCGCCAGCGAGCCCGAGGACGACGUCCAAAAGAAUUCUCCACCUCCCAUGGAGAACAACGAUGACAACGCACCCUCGAAACGCUUCUACCGGCAGCAGGUGUGGACCACGAUGAAAGCCCUCUUCCCGCAGGGUUCGGCCUCGAGCAACUACGUCAACAGAAAGAUACCACUCUUUCCGGCAGCGGAACAGACGGCCGAGCGACUCGCCGAAACCCCCGAAUUCAAACAAGCGACGAACAUUAAGGUGAACAUCGAUAUGGCGCAGGAAGCGGUCAAGCUGCAGGUGCUGAAGGCGAACAAAACGCUCUUCGUCGCGCCGUCGCAAAAGUCCGACUACCUGUACGCGAAGAUCAAGCUGCCGAGCAGUGUGGAGGAGGUGCCGCUCGUCCAACAGAGACGCAUCGUCAAGAUGCUGGCCGGCGAGGACACAUACGAGGAGCUCGGCAUCGAUCAGACCGAACCGCUCGACAUGGUUGUGGUCGGGUGCGUGGCCGUGUCCGAGCGCGGCCAGCGCAUCGGCAAGGGCAACGGGUACGUUGACCUGGAGAUAGCGAUCCUGGUGCAGCUGGGCGUGAUCACGCCGAAGACGGUCAUCGCGACGACGGUGGCGGACGAGCAGGUGUUCAGCGAGCUGCAGGCGGACCUGUUCCAGCCGUACGACUUCACGGUCGAUCUGAUCGUGACGCCGACGCGCGUGAUACGCGUCGAGCCGCGGCCGGAGCCGCGCGCGAUCGGCGUCCAGUGGGGCCUGCUGUCGUCCCGCCGGCUGGACGUGGUGCGCGUGCUGAAGAAGCUGAAGGAGCGCCUGGAGUCGGAGGGCAAGCACAUCGAGCUGAAGGACGAGGACACGGACGUGGAGAGCUUCCGAAAGCGGCGCACGCGCGGCAGCGGAAGCGCCGGCGGCCAGCAGCAGGACCGGCGCCGCCAGUCGAACCGGCGCCGCCGGUCGACGCGCAACAGUGCGGCGGGCGAGGGCGGCAAGAGCGGCAACGAGCAGGACGGUGGUAAUGGCGACGGCGGAAACGAGAGUGGCGAGGGCGGUGGCCCGCGCAUGCGCCGGAAACGGCGCUACUCGCGCAAGCCGCGCCGCUACUCGCGCCGUGACUCGGGCGACUACGGCAGCCCGGACGGGGGCCGAACCGGCGGCGAGGAGGGCGGCGACGGUCAGCAGCACCAGCGGCAACGGCCGCACCCGGGCGGCAAGGGGGGCCGGCUGCGCCCGAACAAUAAGGCGGGCGCCGCGAACGGCACCAACGGGCAGCCGGCGGCGCAGCAGAAGCAGCAGCGGCCACCGCGCCAGCCGAAACCGCAGCUGCAGGACAGUGUGCGCAUCCGCGUGUCGAACAUGUUCUCGGUGCCGUUCAAGGAUUUCAAGGACGAGCUGCGCACGCGGGACUGCUACCCGGCCAAGAUUAGCCAGAGCCGAAAUGGGCGGUGCCUGCUCAUCUUCCCCAAGCGCGACGACCUGGAGGAGCAGGCGCAGGCGGACGAGCUGCUGCAGAAGCUGGCCGAUAUGCGCAUCUCGGUGCCGCAGAAGAACAGUGCCGAGCCGAAGCAGAUCAAGCUGAAGUGCGAGCUGCAGCCCAAGUCGAAGGACUUUGGCGAGAACGAUGCGACCUCGAUCGCGUCCGCCGCGAACCGGGCCGCCCGGAAAGCGAACGACGCCGGCCAGAAGCUGGGCGUGGCCGGUGCCGCCCCACCGGCUGACGGUGCAGAGCAGCAGGGCGAAGAGCCGGCGAACGUGAGCGAGCUGUUGCAGGAGGUGCUGGCGGCGACGCAGCUCGCCGCCCGGGCCGCCAAGGCAGCGAAGGCGGUCGCGGAGAAGGUGCUGCAGGAGUCGCUGGCGGAGGCGGACAGGGAGCCGGCGUCGUCGGAUGAUCCGGACCGAAGCAAAAAACUGCUCGCCCAGAUCGACGAGGUGACCAAAGCCGGUGCGGAAGCGCACGCCGCCGGCCUGAAGGCGGAGGCGGCCGUUGCGGCAGUGGCGCCACCGGCGGCGACGCCGGACGCCGACGGUGCCGAAACGGCGCUGCCAACGAAGGAGCAGGUCCCGGCGAUGGUCAGCGCGACCCAGGAGGUGGCUCGGGCUGCCGCCGCCGUCGCGUACGCCCUCGCCACACUGUUCGAGCUCGUUCCCCCGCCGCCGACCCGGUCCAGCGUGGCCGUCGCCCCGGUCUCGACCGUGGUCCGCCUGUUCCGCUCGCUGCUUCCCGCUAGCGCCAUUAGUAGCAGCAGCAGCACCACCACCACCACCACCACCACCACCACCGCCACCGCCACUACCACCACCGACACCAAUACCACUGCAACCGUGUCUUCUUAAUUUAACGCAGCGACAGGAGGACGAUGGCGUGCAACACUCACCUAAAUGUAUGGCUAGGACAACAAUCACACACACACACACUUACACACAAAGAGAUAAGAUUUUUUGCUCGUUCCAUCCCUUCACUUUUUCCCCUUCUUCCCGGACUGUGAAAUGGACAGGUUUUGCUUACCUUUUUUUCUUCUUCUUUUCCUUCCCUUCCUAUUGUUGGCUUUUCGAUUACACGCAAUUGUCGCACACCAACUCAACCAGUGCGCGUAAAAUAAUAGAUUUAUGUAUUUUACAAUAUAUAUAUUAUACUCAUUUAAAUUCAUAACAUACGCCCUAACCCCGCCUCCUCCACCCCAUUUUCACACCUCGUAUUGUUGGUGUGCAUACCGUGCAUGCGGAUGUGUGUGUGUGUGUGUGUGUGUGUGUGUGUGUGUGUGUGCGUGCGUUUUUUGUCGCCUUAAUUAAGGCGCGCCACGUGACGGCACUUAGUAAUCGCAAUCGAAUCGAGGGCGCAAACUAUUAAUAAUUUGUAUACGCUAAUGUUGGUGUGUCCUUCCAUUUCGCUACAUCCCCGCUACCUUCCCGACUUAAUACUACCACCGUCUCUGGACGCUUCGAUUGUCUGGGUUUGCGCGUUAAUAAUGCUUAUUUUUAUGGUUUUCUUUUUUUUUUUGUGCGCAUUCAAACACACACACACACACACAUACCCACUUACUCUCAAGUUAUGGUUAUAUUGUAACGUCCCUCACCCCUCCCGAGCGGGAGAUAAUUGCGGAAAGGCCUAUAACAUGUAGUAGCUUUGUUGAGAAAGCGAAGGGAAAACCAGAAAGGAAGUAAGUUGCUUCCUGUUUUGUUUUUUUUUUUCUCUCUUCGGUUGGUAUAUUUAAAUCCAAGUCAGACUCGAAAAAUGUUUUCUAUUCCUUUUUUUUCUUUUAAAAUUAUUUAAAAAAAUCGUAGAAACAGAAAUGGUGUCGUGGGGAAAAGGUAGUGGAAGGAAGAACGAGAGCGAAUGGCGCGUACACGAAAAUGCGCACAGUCUUUUCAAACAAGUCACGCUGGCAGACAGGCAGGCAUUAACACGGAGAGGGGGAAACCGAACGAACACUGGGUGGCAGCAGACAGGAAACAUGAAAAAUGAGAUAAACAAUUGUAUAUGAGAAAUCCCUUUGCUCUAAGGAGAUAAACACACACACACACAUACAUACACAUACACUCACACUGUCAUAUUUAUGCGGAAUGAAUUGUAAUGAAUUUUGAAUUUGGAUUAUAAAACGGCAAAUACAUGAAGAAAAACAAACAAACAAACAUGCUCGGGUAUGCAUAGAAUGCAUAUACAGUUCAAGCAAGCGAAAUAGAUGAUAUACCUGUAUGUAAAGUUACACACACUCACACAGUUGAUGGGGAAGGGUGUGAAGGGAGCGCAGAAUAUCUUUCCUGCAUAAAUCCUGUUCCACACUAAAAUAGCAUAAACAUUUAACCUAACGCAAACGAUGUACGAUGUGCGUGCUGCCGAAAAUCUGAAGCGGCCGCCAGGUGGCUCGCACUCCCCCAUUUCAUGAAUCCGCCGUCAAAUAGCUGCGAAUAUGCCCAGCAGUACUGUACGACGACCUUUCAACCCCCUGCUAGCUCUCCCUUUCCGCUGCCGGAUUCUCCUCAGAUAUGCAUCAUGCUCUCCCAGUGUAUAAUGAAGUGGAAUAAAUUUGAAGUCUAACACUCUUUUUCAUAA
This is a messenger RNA of Anopheles gambiae (African malaria mosquito), 4702 nucleotides long. It is a transcript of the gene lost, whose product is annotated as E3 ubiquitin-protein ligase ZNF598. Lineage: Eukaryota; Metazoa; Arthropoda; Insecta; Diptera; Culicidae. Gene Ontology annotation, cellular component: cytoplasm. The record is from RefSeq and is a predicted model, not a curated record. Bases 658 to 2985 code for a protein of 775 amino acids. The transcript has 5 exons.